AUCACAUUAAUUUUUUUUCUUACUUUUAUUUAUUUGUGCUUUAGAUUGAGUAUUUCUUCUUCUUCUUCUUCUUCUUCUUCUUCUUCUUAGCUGUGUUUUAUACUAUUAUCAUUUAUUAAUUUUACUUAAAUCCAGCUGUCAUUCAUAUAAUAUUACCAUCCAGCCUUAUACACACACACACACACACUACAUUAUAUACAUACAUCUUUCUUUGACUUUAACAAUUUUCAUGACUGCCCAUCGUUAUGCUUCUAGAGCUCCGUUUGAGAACAUUCCCGCUCAACCUCAACAAGUAGAACACAGCUUACGUACAAUGAGUGCUCGAAAUUGCUCUGUUGACAGUAAUCUCUCAGACCUCAGUGAAAACAGCUCUAAUGUAGUGAUUAAUCAACGCUGGAUCCCACUUGGAAAGAUUGGAGAAGGAUCUUUUGGUGAAGUGUUUGAAGUUGAGGAAAUAUCGACCAAAAAGCACUUUGCUAUUAAAAGAGAACGAGCAAAUAUGCGACACCCCCAGUUGGAAAACGAAGCCAAGGUUUACAAACUGCUUGAAGGGGGCCCCGGAAUCCCACGCUGCUACUGGUAUGGACGUCACGAAGACUUCAAUUGCAUAGUUAUGGACCUACUAGGCCCUAGUUUAAAUCAGCUACGAAAGACUGUCCACAAAAUUCCUUUGGAUGUUGUGAUUGAUUUAAGUAGCCAAAUGGUAUCCAUUCUAGAACACGUGCAUCAAAAAGGUCUUGUCUUUAGGGAUAUCAAACCUGACAACUUUUUAUUCUCGGCUGCCAAUGAACUUCCUGAACCAGAAAUGUAUGAAGUGCAACCGUAUCCUCGGCUCUAUAUUGUUGACUUUGGCCUGGCAGUUGACUGGGCUAAUCCUGAACCUAAAGUGUCCCAUUCAGACAAAAAGCGGGACCAAAGAAACAAGGUUGGUACGGCUCGGUAUGCUUCUAUCAACGUUCACCGUGGCAAAGUACAUUCUCGACGAGACGACCUGGAAGGCAUUGGCUACAUGGUACUCGAACUUCUCCUUGGAUCCUUACCUUGGACUGGUAUCCAGGCACGAAGCUCCAAGAAUGGCUGGGACAAGAUGCGUCAGAUGAAGGAAGAUACAUUUAUGAGUGAUCUGUGUGCCGGAAUGCCGGUUGGAAUUCUGGAGUUUGUGGAAUACACUCGAAAGCUGCGACCAACCGAUGAGCCAGAUUAUAAUUUGUGUCGGCAGAUGCUG
Molecule: messenger RNA, 1225 nt
Organism: Phycomyces blakesleeanus NRRL 1555(-)
Lineage: Eukaryota; Fungi; Mucoromycota; Mucoromycetes; Mucorales; Phycomycetaceae
Product: Serine/Threonine kinase CK1
Exons: 5
Biological process (GO): signal transduction; peptidyl-serine phosphorylation
Cellular component (GO): cytoplasm; nucleus
Molecular function (GO): protein serine/threonine kinase activity; ATP binding
Source: RefSeq, a predicted model, not a curated record